CGCAGUAUACGCCACACGAAGGUCGAGUAAACUACCAUCCCACGCUUUCCACGCUCCCCCGCAAAGUCGCCAUUAAACUGGAGAGGCUCACUUGCAGCAGACAGAGACAGAGUCCAAUGGCGACGGCCGUGCUAAUCCUGCUGGCCGCCGCCAUCCUGGCGCCGUCUCUCUCCAGCUGCGCGCCCGCCUCGGCUACUACCACCUCUGCGGCGGCGGCCGACCGCAUCACGCGGCUGCCGGGCCAGCCGCCGGUCAACUUCUCCAUGUACUCGGGCUACGUCACCGUGGACGCCGCCGCGGGGCGGGCGCUCUUCUACUGGCUCAUCGAGGCCUCCUCCACCGCCGCGCCGGACUCGGCCCCGCUCGUGCUCUGGCUCAACGGCGGGCCCGGCUGCUCCUCCGUCGGCUACGGCGCAUCCGAGGAGCUCGGCGCCUUCCGGAUCAGCCCCGACGGCACCACGCUCGUCCCCAACCCCUACUCCUGGAACAAGAUGGCCAACAUGCUCUUCUUGGACUCCCCCGCAGGCGUAGGGUACUCCUACUCCAACACCACCUCCGAUCUCUUCACACCCGGCGACAACAAGACAGCUCACGAUUCGUACACUUUCUUGGUGAAUUGGCUGGAGAGGUUUCCGCAGUACAAGCAUCGCGAUUUCUACAUCUCCGGGGAGAGCUAUGGAGGGCACUAUGUUCCUCAGUUGUCUCAGCUAGUGUUCAGAAACAACAAAGGUAUCAAGAAGCCCAUCCUCAACUUCAAAGGCUUCAUGGUCGGAAAUGCCGUUAUUGAUGAUUACCAUGAUUACGUUGGAACUUUCGAGUACUGGUGGACGCAUGGGCUGAUCUCUGAUGAUACCUAUCAGAAGCUGCAGUUGGCCUGUGAGUUUGAUUCAUCUGCGCAUGCUUCCAAGGCAUGCAACCAGAUCUAUGAUGUAGCUGAAGCCGAGGAAGGCCUGAUUGAUGCAUACAGUAUCUAUACACCAACCUGUAAGAAGGCCUCAUUGCGUAAGCGGAGGCUAAUAAAGGGCCGCAGGCCCUGGUUGCCAAGAGGAUAUGAUCCUUGCACUGAAAAGUACUCCACAAAGUACUAUAAUCUACCAGAAGUGCAGAAAGCUUUUCAUGCCAAUGUCACUGGAAUGCCGUAUGCCUGGAACCCCUGCAGUGAUGACUUGUUUGAGCAUUGGAAAGAUUCACCGAGGUCUAUGCUUCCUAUAUACCAUGAACUUAUUGCUGCUGGCAUAAGAAUAUGGGUCUUCAGUGGUGAUGCUGAUUCCGUGGUACCCCUCACUGCUACAAGAUACUCCAUUGAUGCGCUCUAUCUUCCGACUGUCACUAACUGGUAUCCCUGGUAUGAGGAGGAGGAGGUUGCUGGUUGGUGCCAAGUGUACAAAGGUUUGACGUUGGUGACAAUCCGAGGAGCAGGACACGAGGUUCCCCUCCAUCGUCCACAACAGGCCUUGAAGCUUUUUGAGCAUUUUUUGCAAGAUAAGCCCAUGCCUCGGCCUGUAGAUAGCAUUCAGUCGUUUUAGAUAUUUCUUUCGCUUAAAAUGGAAGGUCACGCUAUGAAGCCAUCUUGUUGUACAAUUUCAAGCCUGGCUCACACGUUUCAGUUGAGGAGAUAUGCUCUGUUCGAUUGAUGUUGGCUACUUGGCAUUAUUAAUUAUUUCAGUGCAGUAACUUUAGAAAUUGGAACAUAAUUCCCAUCAAAGUUGUCUGAUGAGAGUUUUGUUUUCAGUUUUCAUGUAUACUGAGCACUGGAAUGUUAAUGUAAUGUAAUUUGGAAUAUUCACGUACGUACUUAUUUGACACAAUACCAUGCUACCAUGUUCACUAUUA
Molecule: messenger RNA, 1833 nt
Organism: Brachypodium distachyon (stiff brome)
Lineage: Eukaryota; Viridiplantae; Streptophyta; Magnoliopsida; Poales; Poaceae
Product: serine carboxypeptidase II-1
Exons: 9
Coding region: 117-1526 (469 amino acids)
Biological process (GO): proteolysis
Cellular component (GO): vacuole
Molecular function (GO): serine-type carboxypeptidase activity
Source: RefSeq, a predicted model, not a curated record